GAACAUUCAGCAAAAACAAGUGAAAUAUGGAACCCUCCUCAAUACCAAGCCCAGACACAAUGAGGACAUAUUGAAUAAAUUUAUAUUAGACAUAAUUCGUGAAGACCCAAGACUAUUUAAAAAGUACAUCAUCCUGCAAAGAGAAACAAAUUUAAUAAAGAAAGAACAUCUAAUAAAUGAGCUAAUAGAUGAACUUAUAGGAGCGGAAAAGUUGCUGAUAGAUAAUCCUGCAAAAAAGAGACCACCGGAAAGGCUAAUCAGAAAGCCUAAUAACUAUAUUAAGCACAAAAGUGAAGAAUCUGGUGAUGCCAAUGGAAUGUUUAAGGCUAAAGGACUUGAUGAACAUGGAGUUGGAGCUAAAGAAAACAAAGCAAGUGGAUGGUGUUUAAAGCAAGUGGAAGGUGGUAAUGAUACUGGAUGA
Messenger RNA from Cetraspora pellucida, 421 nucleotides. NCBI's taxonomy places the organism in Eukaryota, Fungi, Glomeromycota, Glomeromycetes, Diversisporales, Gigasporaceae. The record is from the annotation of a GenBank genome assembly.